GGCGCGCAUGCGCGCGGUGGGAGCUACAGAGCCCCUGCAGCUGCUAGAGCGGCAGCGCCGGUGUUCUACCGCCGGCGCAGCCCCGUAACCGCCACCUCGCGCUCCCCCCGCCCAUGGAACCCUGAGAGCGAUUUGAAAAGAACCGCUGUUCCUGUGGCCUGGCGAUGUGGCUGUAACCGCCGGCGCGGGGACCUGGGCAUCGCUACUCUCUCUUGUCUCCUGCUCGGCUAGAGCAGCUCCUUGCCAGGGGCCUGGGGUGCCCCGCCCGGCAGCACCGCGCUCACCCAGGGCGGCUCCUCGGUGUGGGCUCCAGAUCUCCCGCUUCCCGGGGGCUCCUGUGGGCAAUAGCCUGGGCUGGAGCCGGGACCAGCGAGGCGCUCGGCUCGUGGGGUGGGUGUCAGGCGGCCCCCGGUCAUUUCUUCUCCCGGCGCCGGGGACCUGCAGUGGACUGUCCUAGAUCUGAAAGUUGAGUUUUGACCAGUUCAUUCUUGCAAAAGAAAUCUAGAAACUAGAGAAUAAAAAUGGGGACUCCUGGAUCUGGGAGGAAAAGAACUCCAGUAAAAGAUAGAUUCUCUGCAGAAGAUGAAGCCUUGAGUCACAUUGCCAGAGAGGCAGAAGCAAGGCUUGCAGCCAAACGGGCUGCUCGAGCAGAAGCAAGAGACAUACGUAUGAGAGAACUGGAGCGACAACAGAAAGAGCUUUCUCAUCGCUCAUAUGAUAGAAAAUGGGGACGUAUCCAAAAGUGGAUGGAAGAUUCAGAGAGAGCCAGGUAUUCUCUCCGGUCUAGUCGUCAUUCCUAUCUGGGAGCAGAUGACUUGGUGUCUGCUCGAAGUAUUGGCAGUUAUAGGAGUUCAUCUUUGGAUGUCAGUGGGUCUCAUAGCAGCAGAACAAGUGCCUCCAGAAGGAGAGAUCUUGCGUGUGAUGGGGUGAAGGAUAGAUCUACAAGACGUUCACUCUCAAAUCCUGCUUACAAUGACUCUCAUGGAAUAAAGAAGUCUUCUAGUUCCCAUAAAGAACUCUUGAGUGGAUUUUACCAUGACCAAAGAAAUUAUAGCAGCCUUAGACAUAGCAAACCAAUCUCUUCCUACCAUACUCGGUCCUCUUCUCUGUACAGUGAUCCUUUGGCAACUACUAAGACCUACAGGGUGUCUCCUACUGUAAACAUGGGUUUGAUAAGAAGUGCUAGUUUGGCAUCAUUGUGUGGUGAUGGAUUAUAUAGCUCAUAUAACUCUCACACUCCAUCUGAAUACAGUUAUUCUUCAAGAGCAAGCUCAGCUCGAAGUAGUCCUGUGUUUACAGACAAUGGAACAGGAAGUACCACAUCCUCUAAUCGUGCCAUCCGAGGGCGGAGUGAUAGCAUGUCAACUGAUUUUUCUGAUCAAAGUGAAACUGCAGCUGAUUAUUUUAGUCGUUCCAAUCGCAGGGGGAGCAUUGUUUCUGAUGUGGACGAUGUCAGUAUCCCAGAUUUAAAUAGCCUGGAAGAGAAGUGUGACAAACCAUAUUCUGAAAUUUACACCAGGCCGGCAUCUCGCAGUUCAGCAAGUACAACUCCUCUGAGUGGGAAUUCAUCCAGACGAGGAAGUGGGGAUACAAGCAGUUUGGUGGAUCCUGAUGUUUCAUUAAGUGAAUUACGGGAUAUCUAUGAUCUUAAGGACCAGAUACAAGAUGUAGAGGGGAGAUACAUACAGGGACUUAAAGAACUAAAGGAUUCUCUAUCUGAAGUUGAAGAGAAGUAUAAGAAAGCUAUGGUUUCUAAUGCUCAGCUAGAUAAUGAGAAAAACAAUUUGAUUUAUCAAGUGGAUACGCUGAAGGAUGUCAUUGAGGAAAGGGAAGAGCAGAUGGCAGAAUUCUAUAGGGAAAAUGAAGAGAAGUCAAAGGAAUUGGAAAGGCAGAAACACAUGUGCAGUGUUCUACAGUAUAAGAUGGAUGAACUUAAAGAGGGCCUUCGUCAGAGAGAUGAACUAAUAGAGGAGAAUCAACGCAUGCAGCAGAAAAUAGACUCCAUAACCAGAGAGGUGUUUGACCUCCAGGAGACAAUUAAUUGGAAAGAUAAAAAAAUUGGGGCCCUAGAAAGACAGAAAGAGUACUUUGAUUCCAUUAAGCAUGAGCGAGAUGAGCUCAGAGAUGAGUUGGCUGACCUGAAGGAAACAAUGAAGACAGGACAGAAAUACGGGUUAGUUAUAAUCCCAGAUGGUACUCCAAAUGGUGAUGUAAACCAUGAACCAGUGGUUGGUACAAUAGCAGUUGUAUCGCAGGAAGCUGCUCAAGUCUUGGAAUCUGCAGGAGAAGGACCACUAGAUGUUCGGCUACGAAAACUGGCUGGGGAAAAGGAAGAAUUAUUGUCACAGAUUAGGAAACUGAAGCUGCAACUGGAAGAGGAACGACAGAAAAACGCUAAAAAUGAUGGCACAAAUCCAGAUAUAAUAGGAUUAGAGAAUGGUUCUGAUUUGCAGUUAAUUGAAAUGCAGAGAGAUGCCAACAGACAAAUAAGUGAAUACAAAUUUAAGCUUUCAAAAGCUGAACAAGAUAUAACUACCAUGGAACAAAACAUUGGAAGACUUGAAGGACAGGUGACAAGAUAUAAAUCUGCAGCAGAGAAUGCAGAAAAAGUGGAAGACGAUCUCAAAGCAGAAAAGAGGAAACUUCAGCGAGAGUUAAGAACAGCAUUGGACAAGAUAGAAGAGAUGGAGAUGACCAAUAGCCACUUAGUAAAAAGGCUGGAGAAGAUGAAGGCAAACAGAACUGCUGCGCUUCUAUCUCAACAGUAGAAGUUUUAGAAAAUGGAACAAAUUGUGCACUGCUCCUUGAAGUAACUAGCCCUUAGCUUGUUUUAAUACAGACUUUCAUUGGCACAAACUAUUUGAACACUGAGCUGUUCAGUAAUAUUUUAGUUGCAGAAUUAAAUGGUAUACCUUUUGUAACUUAUGAGAGAAUGAAAAAUUUGAAUUCCUAUGUGAAUGAUGGUGAUUUUUAUUUAGCAGUUUAAUUGUAGAGUCAGAGCUGGAGCACAAUGCGGUAUGAUUGACUUAUUACUAGAAAACCAUUUGUUUUCACAACUGUGGAAUCAAGUUUACUUAAACUUUUUUUUCAGCUGCUUUAAUGAUGCUUGGUGCUUGAAGACAACUGUAUGAAUUCAAGAGGACACUGUAUUAGAAAUUAACAAAUGUACUUGCUCAAGACAUCACACAGCACAAGUGCCUUCUAUAUGGUGCAAUUUAGACUUCAAAUAUGUUAGAUCUAACCUUUGGAAGCAGAUAACAUUUAUUUUAAGAUACAGGGUUUUUUUUGGGGGGGGGGUGUCUAUGUUCAUUAAAGUUUAUAAAUUUUGAUGGAAAGGUGCAUUUUUGUAAUAUUUAAAUUUAUAUAAAAAUAAAAUAGGGACUAUUAUAAAACUUGCUUUUUUGCAUGGGUGAUAACACAUCUGAGUUCUAGGUUGGCUACUUGUAAUAUAAAAAUAGGGACUUUAACCAAGGAAGAUGUUUUGUUUUACUUUGUAAAAUUGUAUAGCAACUGCUGCUUAAGUGUGGAAUGAAACUUUAGGGUGGAAGGCGGGGUAAGGAAAUGUCUGAGGAGUUCAUUAAAUGGACACUGUACUAGCCA
This is a messenger RNA of Trachemys scripta elegans, 3600 nucleotides long. It is a transcript of the gene LRRFIP2, whose product is annotated as LRR binding FLII interacting protein 2. The transcript has 29 exons. The coding region runs from base 522 to 2768 and encodes 748 amino acids. Lineage: Eukaryota; Metazoa; Chordata; Testudines; Emydidae. Gene Ontology annotation, biological process: regulation of DNA-templated transcription. The record is from RefSeq and is a predicted model, not a curated record.